AUGACAAUGGACAUAGACGACAUCCUCGCCUCCGUCGACCGCGACAAUUACACAUCCCCCGAAUCCGUGACUAGUGACCACCAACACCUCACGCGCCUAUGGGUCGCAGAACGCGCGGUCUCAGAAUUAUUACCUUGGCCGGCACAAUUAAUGGAUAGAAUGAUGGAGAGGGUCCGGAAGCAGGUCGAAAAUAUAGAAGAUCUCACAGCAUCAUCAUACGAAAACUCAAAUAAUCACGUCGAUAAUAUUGGCAAUAAUAAGAAUAAUACCCUCAACCUCAAACUAUCAAUCUUGCAAACCGAUCUAUCGCGAACUCAGUACUUGAUUCGAUCAUAUCUGCGACAACGAUUAUCCAAAAUCACGAAAUUCGCGAUGCAUUAUCUCGUUCUUAUAUCCCCCCCUGCGCCGUCGCCAAGUUCUACGCUACAGAGUGAAACUUCCGAAGUAGGAGGGAUUAGGACGGAAGAUACCCUACCCAACCCUGCCAACGCAACAUCCAACGAUACGAGUCCUUUAUCAGCCUCAGAAGCGCAAUUUCUCUAUUCACAUCAAUAUCUACUCGCAUCACAUUACCGACUUAGCUUUUUGGCUUCGUUUCCACCUCAAUUAAGACGAUUAGAUGAUAAUGCUGGUGGGACGAGUAUGAUUCAGGGCCCGGAUAUGCGGGAAGUUGUUUUGGUGAGAUGUUUGGUUCCUGAGGUGCCUAUCAUGGUACCCGCGGAUGAGAUAUAUGAUCAGGAGAGGGAAGGGGAGAUUAUGAGGAUGGGGGAGGUUUGGGUGGGAAGGUGGGAGGGUGUUCGGAAAGCUUGGGAGAGGGGCGAUGUUGAAGUUUUAUAG
Molecule: messenger RNA, 837 nt
Organism: Talaromyces stipitatus ATCC 10500
Lineage: Eukaryota; Fungi; Ascomycota; Eurotiomycetes; Eurotiales; Trichocomaceae
Product: GINS DNA replication complex subunit Sld5, putative
Exons: 2
Coding region: 1-837 (278 amino acids)
Biological process (GO): double-strand break repair via break-induced replication; DNA-templated DNA replication
Cellular component (GO): GINS complex
Source: RefSeq, a predicted model, not a curated record